AUGUAUACCCGUGCAGCCCUCUCUGACAUCAAGGAGCUGCACGUAGGGAAUUAUAUCCUCCUAAAAACCAUCGGCUGGGGAGCCUUUGCCUCAGUGUGGCUGGCGCGGCACACUGUAACGGGCAAAGAAGUGGCAGUGAAGGUUCUGCGUCAACAGGGCCUCUCUGAUCCUUCUGAUGAAGUCCAUGCUCUCCAGGUACUAAACCAUCCAAACAUCGCCCACUUGUUUGAAGUGGUUACCACUGAAGACAAUGUAUAUCUCUUCCAAGAGUAUAUCAGCGGCGGUGAUUUAUUUGACUAUUUGAAGAAUAGAAGCCGCAUGGCAGAGGAGGAAGCCCGAACUACCUUGCGCCAAUUAAUAUCUGCGUUACAACACUGUCACCAACGUGGCAUUAUCCACAGAGAUGUUAAACCUGAAAAUAUACUGCUAGAUGGGGAUAACAAUGUGCGUCUAGCAGAUUUUGGCUUGAGCGUAGUCCUUAAAGAUGAGAAGCUAACAGCCUGCUGUGGGACUAUACCAUACAUAGCGCCUGAGGUAUUACAACGUGAACCUUAUGAUGAAAAGGCCGAUGUAUGGAGUGUCGGGGUGGUACUCUACAAGAUGCUGACAAAACAAUUACCAUUCGAGGGGAAGACCACCGAGGAAGAAGAGAAUAGUGUAUUGAGGGGCGAUUUUCGUUUACCACUGUAUCUCUCCCGAGAAUGUAGAGACCUUUUGAAGAAAUUAUUGACCUACAACCCCAGCAAGAGACCAUCUUUGGAGGACGUAAUGAGAGACUGCUGGCUCAACAUGGGCCAGCCAGAGGCCCUAAGACCUUAUGUUGAGCCACCCCAAGGGGACCUGAAUGCUCAGGUUAUAAAAAUCAUGACAAAUAUGGGCUAUGAGGAACAUGAGAUACGAGAAUCGGUAACUUCAAAAAAAUAUGAUAGUCUUAUGGGGACCUAUCUAAUUUUAUCUACGACGACACCUCAAAUGAAGAUCUCCACAAUUAAGGUAAGGCCCUGUUCCUCCCCUGACCCUAACAUCAAUACUUCUGCAUUCCAAGGGGUUCAGGCAGAAGGGCAAAAGGGCGGAGACCCAGCCACUUUUCCACCCAGCUUCGAGUCAAGGCUGCCCACCUCCUCAGGCAGCACGGAAGGGGGGAAGAACAUUCUCAAACCAACAACCACCACACCCCCAACAAGGGAAGAAGUGAAGACCACCAUCAUCCCGGUCAGGGAAGAAGCUAAAACUACCACCUCGCGAACCCAUGAAGAAGCAACGACCACCACCAUCUUACCCAGAGAAGAAACGAAGACCACCACCUUCCUACCCAGAGAAGAAGUGAAAACCACCACCAUCGUAUCCAGAGAAGAAGAGAAGACCACCACCAUCCCAACCACGGAAGAAACAAGGAGCACCACUCCAAUACCUGGCCCAAAGUCGGGGACCACCACCUCCAGUAGAGCGCUCCACUGUGACCCUGGGAACUCCCCCAUCACCCAUAUCAGCAGCACCAGCAGGGUUGGUGGAGCCCCCGAGGAAAUCACUAAUGAAAAUAGCCCUCAAACUGCUCAUUCUGAUGUCAAGUCCUCAGCCUCGUUCCCUGGCCACAUCCAGGGCAAACAGAGGAAGAAGCAGGAGCACCACCAUCAUAGUCAGGGACGAAGCAAGGAGCACCACCAUCACAGCCAGCAAAGAAGCAAGGAGCACCACCAUCAUAGUCAGGGACGAAGCAAGGAGCAUCACCAUCACAGCCAGCAAAGAAGCAAGGAGCACCACCAUCCCAGCCAGCAAAGAAGCAAGGAGCACCACCAUCAUAGUCAGGGAAGAAGCAACGAGCACCACCAUCCCAGCCAGAAAGAAGCAAGGAGCACCACCAUCACAGCCAGCAAAGAAGAAAGGAGCACCACCAUCACAGCCAGCAAAGGAUCAAGGAGCACCACCAUCACAGCCAGCAAAGAAGCAAGAAGCACCACCAUCCCAGCCAGCAAAGAAGCAAGGAGCACCACCAUCCCAGCCAGCAAAGAAGCAAGGAGCACCACCAUCAUAGUCAGGGAAGAAGCAAGGAGCACCACCAUCAUAGUCAGGGACGAAGCAAGGAGCACCACCAUCCCAGCCAGCAAAGAAGCAAGGAGCACCACCAUCAUAGUCAGGGAAGAAGCAAGGAGCACCACCAUCACAGCCAGCAAAGAAGCAAGGAGCACCACCAUCAUAGUCAGGGACGAACCAAGCAGCACCACCAUCAUAGUCAGGGAAGAAGCAACGAGCACCACCAUCCCAGCCAGCAAAGAAGCAAGGAGCAUCACCAUCACAGCCAGCAAAGAAGCAAGGAGCACCACCAUCCCAGCCAGCAAAGAAGCAAGGAGCACCACCAUCAUAGUCAGGGACGAAGCAAGGAGCACCACCAUCAUAGUCAGGGACGAAGCAAGGAGCACCACCAUCAUAGUCAGGGACGAAGCAAGGAGCACCACCAUCAUAGUCAGGGACGAAGCAAGGAGCACCACCAUCACAGCCAGCAAAGAAGCAAGGAGCACCACCAUCACAGCCAGCAAAGAACCAAGGAGCACCACCAGCCCAGCCAGCAAAGAAGCAAGGAGCAAGCAUCAUUCCAGCCAAGGAAGAAAGCGAAGACCACCACCAUUCCACCAGGGAAGAAGCAAAGACCACCAACAUUCCAGCCAGGGAAGAAGAGAAGAUUACCGCCACCUCAGCCAGAGAAGAAGCACAGACCACAAACAUCCCAGCCAGGGAAGAAGCUCAGAGCACCACUAUCCCAGCAAGGGGGGAAGCAAGGAGCACCACUACCAUACCUGGCCUACAGUUAGGGACUGCCACUUCCAGUUCACCUCUCCAGUGUGA
This is a messenger RNA of Molossus molossus (Pallas's mastiff bat), 2841 nucleotides long. Its product is annotated as serine/threonine-protein kinase MARK2-like. The transcript has 2 exons. Gene Ontology annotation, molecular function: ATP binding; protein kinase activity. The coding region runs from base 1 to 2841 and encodes 946 amino acids. Gene Ontology annotation, biological process: regulation of cytokinesis; protein phosphorylation; mitotic spindle organization. Gene Ontology annotation, cellular component: spindle microtubule; chromosome passenger complex; spindle midzone. The record is from RefSeq and is a predicted model, not a curated record. NCBI's taxonomy places the organism in Eukaryota, Metazoa, Chordata, Mammalia, Chiroptera, Molossidae.